UUGAAUUACCGAAAUUUGUAAUUUGUCGUGACUUUCGUCUUAAUAUCAUAAUGUGCGACAACGUUUACUCGUGUAGAGAUAAGAGAUUAUCAAUUUUAGUGAAUUGCCUUGUGGCGUGUUUCGACGCGAUCGAAUUUCUUGAAUUCCAGAACGCGCAUCUGAUGCAAUUAUGCAACGAAUUUGGACCUUCCUUUGAAUUUAACGGUCAUACAAUUGACUGUGUUGAUGUCAAAUACAAUCCAGUAAGAUUUUCAAGUCUUUUACCAGGACCAACCUAUUGUGUGGCUCAUAGUGAAAUUACAAUCACCGAAACCCAUGUGGAUGUUACAAACAACGUUAGAGCUGUUAUUCGAUUUAGCGAAAGUUUAUCAGUUCUUGAGAAAUUAAUGAAUUCCGUCAUGCAAGCCUUUGUAAAAGCUAAAACGAAAAUGGGGGAAUAUUAUAGUGCCCUUCGUUAAAAAGUGCACGCACCCAAAAUAAAAAUUUAACGAUAUAUUCAUAAAUAAAUAAUUACUAUACAUCAUAUGUAUACCUUAUUCAAUAGACAAAUGCCCAAUUUUGCGAGGAGGUUAUCUUGUGGUACAAGAGUCGGCAGGAACAAAAACGUGCCGAUUUGGA
Photinus pyralis (common eastern firefly) is the source of this 618-nucleotide messenger RNA. RefSeq lists its product as uncharacterized. The transcript has 2 exons. The coding region runs from base 51 to 458 and encodes 135 amino acids. Lineage: Eukaryota; Metazoa; Arthropoda; Insecta; Coleoptera; Lampyridae. The record is from RefSeq and is a predicted model, not a curated record.